AUGUGUCUCAAAACUAUAGCUCUGCGCCACGGAGCUCCCAUCAUUCAUGUGGAUGUCAUACUAGAACCAGGAACAAGGCAGGCGUCCUCAGCUCGUCUGAUAAUUUUCACAGAAGAACAGAUCAGAAGUUUUUAUUUGCCAAGCCUCAAGCCUUCACGAUACAAGGUAAAGCUAACAAGCGUCGAAGGACUACGAAUUCGGAAAGCAGCUAUUGUCACUCUCCAUAAUGCAAACGGUACGACUGCUGAAAAAUGA
Cooperia oncophora is the source of this 255-nucleotide messenger RNA. NCBI's taxonomy places the organism in Eukaryota, Metazoa, Nematoda, Chromadorea, Rhabditida, Trichostrongylidae. The record is from the annotation of a GenBank genome assembly.